UACUCAGGUCCUCCAAUUUCUCCUUUUUUUUUUCUUUUUUAAUUUUUAAUCAAUAAUCACAUGAUAAUAGCAGUAAAUCCCUCAUAAUUUCUGAACCAUUCUCUAGAAAGAUCUUUGAAAGCACAUUUCUAUACGUACUUCUAUCAAUUUCUUCCAAGACCAUUCCGGCAUAAUCUUACAAUUGUUUUGAUAUUAUUAAAAUCAUAAAUGUGGUUUUGCACCAUCCACAAUAUACCAAACUUCUUUGUUUUCCGGAUAAUCCACAAAUCAUGAAUAUGAUACCUUUUAUUGGAGAAAAUACGUCAUCGCUAAAUAAAAUCAGAAAUCUGUCGAAUUUUGUGGUAUACAGGUAUACAACCGUCUUGUGUUGUUUUGCAAAUUUGCAUCGGCAAGUGUUGAACAACACGCCAACGUCUCUAGCUAAACUUUCUAAUCUCGUGACGGUAUUGCUAAUUUUACAUACUUGGACAUUAAGUUCUUCAUAUAAUCUACUGUAUUAUUUCUUAUUAUAAGGAAAAGUGCUUCUUGCAAUUAAAGCAGAAAGAAGUAAGUAAAACCUAAAAUAUGUUUCCAGUUCCCGGAUUUCCGGAAAUAGCCAAU
Molecule: messenger RNA, 600 nt
Organism: Rhizophagus irregularis DAOM 181602=DAOM 197198
Lineage: Eukaryota; Fungi; Glomeromycota; Glomeromycetes; Glomerales; Glomeraceae
Source: RefSeq, a predicted model, not a curated record